Musa acuminata AAA Group (dessert banana) is the source of this 1365-nucleotide messenger RNA. RefSeq names its product acidic endochitinase-like. Gene Ontology annotation, molecular function: chitinase activity. The transcript is spliced from 2 exons. The record is from RefSeq and is a predicted model, not a curated record. Gene Ontology annotation, cellular component: extracellular region. Gene Ontology annotation, biological process: carbohydrate metabolic process. NCBI's taxonomy places the organism in Eukaryota, Viridiplantae, Streptophyta, Magnoliopsida, Zingiberales, Musaceae. The coding region runs from base 54 to 1091 and encodes 345 amino acids.
UUAUACUCUCUUCCCUGGUGCAGGUCCCAUCCCACCCUCCUUCCCUGGAUAACAUGAACGAGGCCUUCGCCAAUCGUCACAGCCAAUCCACCAUGGCCUCCCGUAAUCUCUCCUCCCUCCUCGUCGCCCUCCUCGUCUUCGCCUUCUCUGCCGGCUCCCACGCCGGCAGCAUCGCCGUGUAUUGGGGCCAGAACGGCAACGAGGGCGGCCUUGCCGACACCUGCAACACCGGCAUCUACUCGUACGUGAUGCUGGCUUUCCUCACCACCUUCGGCAAAGGGCAAACCCCCGUCCUCAACCUGGCGGGCCACUGCGAUCCCCCCUCCGGCAACUGCACCGACCUCAGCUCCGACAUCCGCGCCUGCCAGUCCCAGGGCAUCAAGGUGCUCCUCUCCAUCGGUGGCGGCUCCGGCAACAACUCCCUGUCCUCCUCCGACGACGCCGCGAGCGUGGCAACGUACCUGUGGGACAACUACCUGGGCGGCUCGUCCAGCUCGCGCCCGCUGGGCGACGCCGUCCUCGACGGGAUCGACUUCGACAUCGAGCAGGGCGGCCCCGACCACUACGACGAGCUGGCGAAGCAGCUCUCCGACUUGGGCAGCCAGGCGGGGACCAAGGUGUACCUCUCGGCGGCGCCGCAGUGCCCCUACCCGGACCAGUCCUUGGGGAACGCGCUGCAGACGGGGCUCUUCGACUACGUGUGGGUGCAGUUCUACAACAACCCCAGCUGCGACUACUCGUCGGGGGUCAGCGGCCUGAGCAGCGCAUGGGGGACGUGGACGUCGAGCUUGUCGUCGUCGACCGUCUUCCUGGGGCUGCCGGCCUCGCAGGACGCGGCCGGGAGCGGGUACAUCCCUCCGGACGACCUCACCAACCAGGUGCUGCCGGCGAUCAACACUGCGUCCAACUACGGCGGCAUCAUGCUGUGGAGCAGAUACUACGAUCUCAACAGUGGGUACGGCGCCGCGAUAAAGAUUGGCGAGAACCCUGGAUCCCUUCUCCUCGAAAGAGACAAAAUCCUAAUAAGACUUAGAGGCGAGGAGUCACAAUCGAUUAGGAAAUCUGCUAAGCUGGCCCCGGCCAUUAAUUGACUCAUCGGUGGUGCGUCGACCAUGGAGGAAGACUAAUAAGUUCGUGGUCGUUCCCAUGGCGCAGCGGAAACCGUGUGCAAGCAGGGUUGAAGAAGGCGAACACGUCUUUCUUCCCCCAUUAAUUUCGCUCACCGCAUGUUGCAAGCCAAAGAUCAAAGGACUUAACAUGAACAGAGUAUGGCAUUGAAGAAUUAAAGGUGUGGCGAUUAAUAUACUCCAAUAACCUUUUUGUGCUAACUUAGGUUCUGAUGGUGUGACAUGUGAGUAAGGUUCG